Funneliformis caledonium is the source of this 1095-nucleotide messenger RNA. NCBI's taxonomy places the organism in Eukaryota, Fungi, Glomeromycota, Glomeromycetes, Glomerales, Glomeraceae. The record is from the annotation of a GenBank genome assembly.
AUGACUUGGAUUUCGUGGUUCUGUUCCCUUUCCGGUCAUGAAUACUUUGCUGAAAUAGCUGAUGAUUUCAUAGAGGAUGAUUUUAAUUUAACCGGCUUAAAUUCGACAGUCCCGUUUUAUAAAGAAGCAUUAGAGAUGAUAUUGGAUGUUGAACCUGAAGAGGAAAGUUUGAAAGUACCAGACGUCUCUCUUGUCGAAAAUUCUGCGGAAGUGUUAUAUGGUAUGAUACAUCAACGUUAUAUAUUGACGCGUCAAGGAUUACAACAAAUGGUUGAUAAAUAUGAAAGCAAUCAUUUUGGUCAUUGUCCAAGAGUAUACUGUCAUGCAACUGCAGUUGUUCCUUGUGGACAAAGCGAUGUUCCCGGUUUAGAAACCGUAAAGCUUUUUUGUCCAAAUUGUUUAGAUAUAUAUACACCUCCUAGUUCAAGAUAUCAAAAUAUUGAUGCUUAUUUCGGUACAACUUUUCCUCAUCUCCUAUUUCAACAAUUUCCGGAAUUGUUCCCAAAUAAUCAAACAAGAAUAUAUGAACCAAAGAUCUUUGGGUUUAAAGUAAACGAAAGGAGUCGAAGUGGACCUAGGAUGCAAUGGUUAAGGAUGCGUCCUAAUGAUGUAAAUAGUGACGAAGAUGGUGAUGAUGGUGAAGAUGUUGAAGGCGAAAAUGAUGAUGGUGAGGAUGACGAGUCAUUAUUGGAUCAGGGUGGAGGUGAAAAUAAUGGUGCACCUGAAACCACAACUCAAAGUGGUGUAUAUGAGACUGAAAUAAUUCGUUCAUAUAAACUUGGUCAGAAGAGUAAUGGAGGAAAUAAUGAAAUGUUGGGUAUGUGCGCAGUUAAAGCAAAGCCACAAACUCUCAAGUCGUUUGUUCUCGUCAGAGAUCAAUCCACACGAGAAUUAGAAUCUGUUGCGACCUCGCAAGAUGGAAAUUUCGGAAUGUCUACUUUAUCGAACUUGCAUCCUUUAUUAACCACUCCCGAUAUUCCUAUUAUAUCUACGCAAUCCAUAAAAAUGAGCAAUUCUACUACCAAUGCAUUAAAUUCAGUAUCACUAGCAGUAUUGGGUAAGGAUCAUAAUAUAUUGUUGGACUAUGAUGGUUGA